Calypte anna (Anna's hummingbird) is the source of this 2524-nucleotide messenger RNA. It is a transcript of the gene ZBTB34, whose product is annotated as zinc finger and BTB domain containing 34. The transcript has 2 exons. The record is from RefSeq and is a predicted model, not a curated record. Gene Ontology annotation, molecular function: RNA polymerase II cis-regulatory region sequence-specific DNA binding; protein binding; DNA-binding transcription factor activity, RNA polymerase II-specific. Lineage: Eukaryota; Metazoa; Chordata; Aves; Apodiformes; Trochilidae. The coding region runs from base 112 to 1611 and encodes 499 amino acids. Gene Ontology annotation, biological process: regulation of transcription by RNA polymerase II.
AGUGGCUGCGGGAGCGGGCGGGAAGCGGCGGGGGAGCGGGCAGGGGCCGGGCUGGGGACCCGCCAUGUGAGAGGCCCUGACAGCGCCAGAUUACUCAUUACAUCAGUAGAAAUGGACAGCAGCAGUUUCAUUCAGUUUGAUGUGCCCGAGUACAGCAACACUGUUCUGAGCCAGUUAAAUGAACUCCGCUUGCAAGGAAAGCUAUGUGACAUAAUUGUGCACAUUCAGGGUCAGCCAUUUCGAGCCCACAAAGCUGUCUUAGCAGCCAGUUCUCCAUAUUUCCGUGACCAUUCAGCAUUAAGCACCAUGAGUGGCUUAUCAAUAUCAGUUAUAAAAAAUCCCAAUGUUUUUGAACAGUUGCUUUCUUUUUGUUACACUGGAAGGAUGUCCUUGCAGCUGAAGGAUGUUGUUAGUUUUCUGACUGCAGCUAGCUUCCUACAGAUGCAGUGCGUCAUUGACAAAUGCACACAGAUACUGGAGAGUAUUCACUCAAAGAUCAGUGUCGGUGAUGUUGACUCUGUCACUGUUGGUGCUGAAGAAAAUUCAGAAAAUCGCAAUGGAGUUAAGGACAGCAGCUACUUUGCCAACCCUAUUGAGAUCUCUCCCCCCUAUUGCUCUCAGGUGCGACAGUCAACAGCAGGCAGCGAUCUUAGGAUGGAAAGUACUCCAGGCAAAACUCUACGUAGUCGCCUGCAAGAAGAAGGGCAUUCAGAUCGAGGAAGCAGUGGGAGUAUCUCUGAAUAUGAGAUUCAGAUUGAAGGUGAUCAUGAGCAUGGAGACCUGAUAGUAAGGGAAAGUCAGAUUGCAGAGGUGAAAGUUAAAAUGGAAAAGUCUGACAGGCCAAGCUGCUCUGAUAGCUCUUCCCUUGGUGAUGAUGGGUAUCAUACUGAAAUGGUGGAUGGAGAGCAGGUGGUUGCAGUAAAUGUUGGUUCCUAUGGGUCUGUCUUACAACAUGUUUAUUCAUUUACCCAUGCCUCAUCACAGGCUACAGGUGUGUCUGAAGCCUUUGGAAGCCUGAGCAAUACAAGUCCUUCAAGGUCAAUGCUGAGCUGUUUCAGAGGAGGUCGUGCACGCCAAAAACGGGUAUCCACUGGUCACUUGCACAGUGAUGUUCAGGGCUUGGUGCAGGGGGCUGACAGUGAAUCCAUGGUGAGUAACCCCGGAUAUGAAAACAGUCCACGAGAAAGAAAUACAAGAGGUCAUUGGUACCCAUACAGUGAGAGGUUAAUUUGUAUUUACUGUGGGAAGUCUUUCAACCAGAAAGGGAGCUUAGAUCGGCACAUGCGACUGCACAUGGGAAUAACUCCUUUUGUGUGCAAGUUCUGUGGGAAGAAAUACACCCGCAAGGACCAACUUGAGUAUCAUAUUCGUGGUCACACAGAUGACAAGCCCUUUCGCUGUGAGAUCUGUGGAAAAUGUUUUCCUUUCCAGGGUACACUCAACCAGCAUUUGCGAAAAAAUCACCCUGGAGUAACAGAAGUAAGAAACAGGGUAGAGUCUCCGGACAGAACAGAAGGGUUUGUGGAUCAGAAAGUAGAUAAUGAUGCUUCAGCUUCUGAAGCUAUGGAUUCUAGUAUGGAAAUUCAUGCAAUGGCUCACACAUCUGAUUAAAAUACUACAUUCUAAGUGCAACACAAACAAGCACAUUACUAAUAUAUUUUUAAAAUAUUUUAGUAAUCUUCAUUACAUCAGCCUUUUAAUUUUGCUGAGCUUCUAGAAAUCAGUUUGAAAUGGUUUCUGGAGAAGACUACAUAAGUUGUGUUUUGUUGUUUUUUUUUUUGAAGGAGGCUGGGUUGGUUCUUUUUGGGUUUUUUUACUUUUGAGGAUGCUCAAAAUGUAAAAAACUGUGGUGGGGAAAGGACAGGAAGAGUCUGCUGAAGUGUUCCUACUGAUUGAUCUGGCAAGACACAAAUUUCAGUGGAGUAAGAUACUAGAAUUAAGAUUGGCAGCUCUGCUGGUUACACCAAGAAGCUGUAACCUCCUGAAUUUCCUAAAUCCCAUUGCUGGUAAUGAGUCAUGUAGGGGCAGGGAGAGAGAAUAUUGUGGCUUUGAUUGCUUCCAUGUGUCAAGAUGGAAUAUUUUUGCUUUUACUAACUGUUUUUUUAGUCUGUUUAUAUAUAUAAAUUUGCUUUAUAUAUAUAAAAUGCUUUCACUUUUCCUAUUCUGGUAGAGGUGAAUGUAAAAGUAAGUCAAGGUUUAUACCAUGUACUGCUCUUUGAAUGGCUAAGUCUCCUCCCUGCUUAGGAUUUAGGACUUCAGACUCUGGGGGGAUGGUUUUGGUUUUAAAAGAAUGUUGUUUGCUUUUCAUUUUAUUAAACUAUUAUUUUGUGUGCAAAAGUGAGCAAAGUGAAUGAUCUUGUUUUAAUAGCUUUGCUUUAUAACAUGUAAACCAAAUGCCAUAAACCUAUUAAAUUAUGGUUAAAUUGUUGAGAGGGGUUUUGUUAGUUGUCUAGAAUGCAAGCUGGACAACCUGUGGUGCUGACAUUUUAUAUAUAUAGAGAUAGAUAUAUCUAUAUAUAUUAAC